AUGUGGGGGAGUUCGCCGCCGAGAAAGCGGCAUGUGGAGGAUGUGAGCUGGAAUGCCGAGCCAAACACCACUGUGGCGCCUUUUUGCACGAGCAAUUUCGACCCGAGUCUGACUGGGUACAGGUCCGGGUUGCUCCGUAAGAAUGCGAGAGGCUCGAUCUCGUUGCUCGUGCGCGUCGCCGUCGACGUCUGCGGACCGGAUGACCUUCUGCUUGCGCGGGCGCGCCUUGGUCUGGCGGUCGUAGAAGCCCUCGUUCGCGUCGAUCAGCUCGGCCAGGCGCUCGAUGUACGAUAUCGCCGACCGCGACACGUCUCUGACGGCGACGAUCUGGAACAGCGUGUCGGCGGCGAGCGCAGACACGUAGGGGGGCGCGGGCUGUGCGGCCGGCACAAACGGGGUCAGCAGGUGUUUGACGGCAUCGCACCGGGUUUUCGUCAGGUCCAGGGACCGGAGAGCCUCCAUCGGGAAGGGUCUUAUCACGAAAUUUUUUCAGCGUAA
Molecule: messenger RNA, 498 nt
Organism: Ogataea haglerorum
Lineage: Eukaryota; Fungi; Ascomycota; Pichiomycetes; Pichiales; Pichiaceae
Exons: 2
Coding region: 1-498 (165 amino acids)
Source: RefSeq, a predicted model, not a curated record